This is a messenger RNA of Aspergillus heteromorphus CBS 117.55, 465 nucleotides long. RefSeq names its product DUF2462 domain-containing protein. The transcript has 3 exons. The record is from RefSeq and is a predicted model, not a curated record. The coding region runs from base 126 to 413 and encodes 95 amino acids. NCBI's taxonomy places the organism in Eukaryota, Fungi, Ascomycota, Eurotiomycetes, Eurotiales, Aspergillaceae.
CCACAGCCAACAUCUCAACUACCCAACCGAAAAGAAGAUCUAUCAUCAUCAUCAUCAUCAUCAUCACCAUCAUCGCUGCAGGCAGUGACUCACCCUAAUACACCGACAAAUAUAUCUAUCUCACCAUGGUCCAAGGAUCCCUCAAGAAGAAGUCCACCACCGCGGGCCCGAAGCGGAACAACGCCCUCGGCCCCCGCCCCGGUCCCCGACAAAUCGCGCCCAAGAAAGCCACCCUGAUCAAGCAGAAGAAGUUGACUAAGAAACUCACCUCCGGCCUCACCGCAAUGACGGAAAAAACCCUCGCCGAGCGCGCCGGUCACCUGGAGAUUCUGGCGGGCGGGAAGAAGGAUAAGCGGAAGGCGAUGGCGGAGGCUGGGUUGAAGAAGCAGAAGGCGCAGCAGCAGAAGAAAUGAGCCAUCUAUCCCCAGUAAUAUUGUUAUUGGUGGUGUUAUAAGGAAAUUUGGG